AUGCAUGAAAACUACACAUUGGUCACAGAAUUUAUUCUUCUUGGAUUUCCAAAUCUGAAAAGUUUCAAGAUUUUCUUCUGGUUCAUUCUCCUUAUUACAUACUUUGCUGCAAUGUCUGGAAACCUUCUCCUUAUUUUUCUGGUUUCUAUAAGCAGGAGACUCCAAUCUCCUAUGUAUUUAUUCCUUUCCCAACUUUCUGUAUCUGAUAUAUUUCUCAUAACAAAUAUUGUGCCUAGCACACUACACAUUGUGCUUGGUGAUGGUGGAACUAUGUCUUUUGCUGGGUGUUUAGUGCAAUUUUAUGUGUUUAGUGUCUCUGAAGCCUUUGAGUGUCUUCUUCUGACUUUGAUGGCUUAUGACAGAUACCUAGCCAUAUGUAACCCUCUGCACUAUAGUUCUUUAAUGAAUCAUGCAAUUUGCAUUAAGUUAAUUAUCAUGUCUUGGUUGCUAAGUUUUUCUAUAAUAUUGAUUGACACAAUAUCAAUAUCUAGACUCCAUUUCUGUGGACCCAAUAUCAUUGACCAUUUUUUCUGUGAUCUUAGUCCACUCUUGAGCCUUUCUUGUUCAGACACUUCUAUAAUUAUGCUAGAAGUUAGUAUAAUGAGCAUUCCUGUUGUGAUUUUUCCUCUUAUAAUUAUUAUUAUUUCUUACGCAUAUAUUGUUUUAACCAUUCUUGAGAUUUCAUCCAGCACUGGAAGAUGGAAAACCUUUGUUACUUGCAGUUCCCAUCUGACAGGGGUUUCUAUAUAUUAUGGGACACUGAGCAGUAUGUAUGUUCUUCCAGGUGGAGAACAAUCCUUGACCACCAGCAAAGUUCUGUCUCUGAUGUAUACAGUGGUGACUCCGAUGCUUAAUCCUGUGAUAUAUAGCUUUAGAAAUAAUGAUAUUAAGCAAGCCUUGAAGAAAUGUUUCAAUCAAUGCAAUCAUUUAAAUGUCCUAAGUAAGUAA
This is a messenger RNA of Pelobates fuscus (common spadefoot toad), 948 nucleotides long. Its product is annotated as olfactory receptor 5P60-like. Gene Ontology annotation, biological process: G protein-coupled receptor signaling pathway. Lineage: Eukaryota; Metazoa; Chordata; Amphibia; Anura; Pelobatidae. Gene Ontology annotation, molecular function: G protein-coupled receptor activity; olfactory receptor activity. The record is from RefSeq and is a predicted model, not a curated record. Gene Ontology annotation, cellular component: membrane. The transcript has a single exon. The coding region runs from base 1 to 948 and encodes 315 amino acids.